Molecule: messenger RNA, 3945 nt
Organism: Gregarina niphandrodes
Lineage: Eukaryota; Apicomplexa; Conoidasida; Eugregarinorida; Gregarinidae
Exons: 2
Coding region: 1-3945 (1314 amino acids)
Source: RefSeq, a predicted model, not a curated record
AUGGAGGGUGGAUUGAGUACAGAUGUUUUUAUUCGUCACGUGGGAGCGAUAAGUGGAGUGAGUGUAUCAGCGGAUGCUCGUCGAGAGGGCGCGGAAUUUUUCGAGCGGUUGAAAGCGCAGCCGAAGUUGGCGAUAGAGGUAUGUUUGACGGUUUUGCAUGAGGCUUCUACGAUGGGUAGUGCGGCUAGUACGAUGGCGUUGAUAAUAUUACGUCAAGCAGUGUGUGCAUAUUGGACGUUGCGUGAUGACGCAUUACGUCGAGCAUUGCCUAGUGCUCGUGGUUCUGCAUCUUCGAGUCGGACAUCGGGUUCAUCGUUGCCUCCUCAUGAAAGUGGUCCUUUUCUGGAGACGGGAGGAGGUGAGUCUGUAAGUUACAGCCAGUGGUUGGCUACUUUGGAAGUCGUGUUAUCGCAGUGUGUCGCAUUGGUGGGGUAUCAGUGUUCUAGACUGGAGACGCGUGAGGAUGUUACAACACAGGCGUUGACGGCGGAGGCUAGGUUGGCGUUGCAUGUGUAUGGAUUGGUAACUCGGAAAAGGUUCGCCUUACCCUCCGUUUUCCCCAACGCGGCAGCGCCGGGAGGUGUGUUGGAGAAUGUACGGGGUGAGGAAGUCUCGCGGUUACAGCGAUUGUUAGCUCGUGAAGAUGCAGACCUGGAGACGGCAUUGCUUGUCUUUGCCUUAGUAGAAGAGGUGGGCAAGUCCGACCGCUGUGGUUUACAAGGUUUACGUGUGCAGGAUGUGCUUGCAACACAUCGCUAUUUUGAUAACCAUAUUUCAAGCGAACUAAUUGACUGGGCUGUACGACGUCUGAUACGAACUAAUAGCUGUUUGGCACGUACCGAACUACUCAAGCUUCUGGUACUUCUGUUCACCUGGUCCCAAGAGAUCCGCUUUAACGUACGUGUAGAUAAUCUUUACGCCUCUAUGUGUGUGCGCGAAACCGUCAAAAAUGUGGUACUGAACACAGACAUCUCACUUUACAACGUUGUCCUCCAACUUGAACAAGAGCUGUUUGCAAGCGAUCGAUGGGGCUCAUCCUAUGCAGAACAAUUCCUCAAGGCACUUGGUGAAUUAAAUAUACGUCUUGCUUGUCUCCGAUUUGGCAGUUCUAACGAACAUGUGCACACGAAAUACCUACAACAAAUCGUGGGCUCUCUUGACACACUCCUGGAUGCAUGCACCACCUUACGAACACAGAAUUCCACCCCCUAUCGAUCCUGUAUAACUUGGCUUGCUCUCAAACUGGACGUGCUUUAUUGCCUACUCAAGAAUCCUGAUUGCGACCUGGGCGCUUGUCCUUCAGACAUUCUUCCCCAGGUAGUGCAACACUGCGUAAAGACCAUACUGCUUGUCCAUGCGGCACGCCAUGCCGACGACGACCACGCACAACUUAUAGACUUGGCUCUCAAAAUCGCCGCCUUCGUGUCCGUCUACAAACGUCGUCUGGAGCCAGGCUUGACGUCGGCGCUAGACAAGACCGCUGUGGCGCCGUUAAUUAGAACGCUAGUCGUCGAUAACUGGCGUAUGAUGGAAAUCUUUACAGAGGACGACGAACAGGACCGCGUGCAAAAAAAGGAAGCAGCUGCAGCCGAAGCUGCAGCCGUGGCGACGGAAGCCAAAACACAGGAGGAGCUCAGUUCCGUUUUGCGUUUCCGUGGGUUCCAACUCGAGGAAGACGAUCGAUACCUUUACCGUAUCGGUUUACUCGGGCUCAUUUGCCGCACGUGCUUUGCAGACACAAUAUCGCUCGUUGCGCUUCGUAUACAAGAUGUUUACAAUAGCGCACAAAUGGACGAUGAUAUCAACGACUACCAACGCUACCUACUCUACCUCGCCACGGCUCUCUGUUCCGAUGAAUAUCCCAGCGGGGGCGCCGGACCUAGCCCUUACAGCGCACCUUACAAUCAUAGCCCCACCGGACACGCUAUGGUCAGCGUUAACAACAUCGAGGCUUUGUUGCGCGACGUAGGCGCUUUCCAAUCUCCAGCGGGAGGGGUCCCCGUCGUAGCAGAAGAAACAACCUUGCUAGAGUUCUUUAAAGGGGUUUCAAACAUACUACAAGACGAGGCCUUUGUCAACAAACUUAACCCCAAAACCCUUGUGCCAUACCUAGUCUAUCUCACCAGGAUGACCCUCACAUAUGCAUCACAUCGACACGGAGAAACUACUGCCACCCCAUUCGCCGAUGCCUUCACCACCGAAUUCCUACUCAUGAUGGCAUCUACGCUCAUCAAAUUGUCCGUUCAAUCACUACUGACCUAUCCCACAGAUCAAGCCAUCUCCCGACUCUCCACCUUGGCUCUCGCUUGCCUUACUCGUUCUGAGAACUACCCUUUGCAACCUUUCAUAUUCGAUCUACCAGUGUUUCAAAAUUACGUUAUCAAACAACUCAAUCCAAGCCAACCCCACGGUACCACACCGCUGAUCAACCUGUCACCCAAAGAUCUCACUAAGAUCGUUGAACUGGUAACUCUGUCUUCGUUAUAUUCCAGAUUCGAAAGGAAUGAUCAGAAUUUGAAACAAAAUUCGCUUCUAAAACAAGCCAAAUUGCUAUCAUAUCUCUCAUCAAUUAGACAGUUGGAGAAUAAAAGUGAAGAAGAGUUUUCAAUAUGUUGCUCGAUAUUGCGGGGUCUAAUUCGGGCUUAUACUCGAUCGCAUAUUGAAUGUUGUUGCGCUGGUUAUUUGGUGAGUUGGUUGUUUAGCAAGCAGCGUGUAAUCAAUAGUAUGGACGAAUGUUUGAAGAUGCUGGGUUGCGCGGGUUCGAAUCCCGGAGAUGAUAGCGAGAGUAUGUCUGGCGUAGUGGUUGAGGAUACGACAUGGUUGGAGGUGUUGGGAAGCAUAGGUGUAGGGUUGAGGCCGGAGACAUAUUCCCAGGUGUGUGCGUUAUUAAAGUUGACCGUGUCAAUCGUGCGGCCGGUAACGGACUUGACAUCAUUUGAGUUGGUGGUAUGCCAAGUGGAGAAGGCAGUCCACCAUCAGCUAACGUUCAUCGAUGCAGCUUUGAAACAAGCGAGUAGUGGACAAACGAGUAGUGGACAAACGAGUAGUGGACAAAUGGAGACUGCGCCGGAAAGACUUCAUUGGGUACGUUCGUUCAUUAUCCUGCUACGGACAUUUGUUACUUUACAAAGGAGUACUGGCGAUGGUGCGGGGAGCGGCAAACGGAGGCGUUUAGAACAAUUAGUUAGGUCAACAUCAAUUCCAUUUCUGUCCAAGAUUAUUGAGUCAGCUCCUGACUGUGAUCUAUUCUCAGUUGAGGAAGAAGAGAAGGCGGAUGUUGUGGCGAAUCUGUUACACCUAACUUCUCACGUCUUUAGUGUUGAAGAACCGGGCGAUGAGGCACCCUGUUGGUUCAUGCUCUGUAGGCCGAAUUUUGCUGCAUACUCGGUGAGUAUGGCCACGACGUUGCUUUUGCGACCGUCGUCCCCUAAGUUGACCGAGGCGGAGGAGUUCGUUGGCGCAGUCUGCAGCGCUUUGGUCAAGUGGCAUGGCCGCAGCGCUGGCAAUCAACCAUUCGUUCUCGAAGCUGUACGGUCUUGGCAGGAACCACUCGGACAACUCUUAGUGAACAUCGUCAUACAGGAGCUUUCAUCGCCAUCCUCUGGGUUCGGACGCCACAGAACAUCUAUAGGCUUAAGACUCACUAGCGACGUUGUACUAGCCAUAAUGUCCUUCUUAGUCGUCGAACAAAAACUCGAAACUCUACUUGAAACUUUACGGAGACAAAUCGUACAACUACAACCCGCCGCUGACACCGUUCUACCCGACCAUCUUAAACUCUUGUACGACGCAGGCACUCAAUGGCAUGCCAAACUACUCACCAGCGACAACCUCUCUAGGCCUGUCCGAUUCCGCGAAAAACUACUCGCUAACAAAAUGUUCUAUGACCAGGUCUUUGUCAAAUUCAUCGAAGAAUGCAAAUUCCAAAGAUGGUCAGACUAUUAA